CUUAGCUGCCCUCCAAACCUUGGGAACCAAACGGAUAAUUAUAUUACAAUUAUCUGGUGGAACUAGCCAUUGCCGUCCGGAAAUUCGGAGUACUUCUAUAUGCCGAACAUUUUGGAUUAGAGACGGAGUCUUAGCUGAUGGAUACGCCGACGCGAAUACUUGUGUGCGGGGGAGGAAAUGGCGCUCACACGUUGGCGGCAACCGCAGCUGCCAUGACCAAUGUGGAGGUCAACGUUAUGACGCUGUAUUCCGAUGAAGCACAACGAUGGAGAAACAUCCUCGGGAGGGACAGUAUCGUCGUUGAAGUAUUCUACAAUGAUGGAUCUACAGGUAAACUUGAAGGGAAGCCAAGAAUGAUUACGAAAGAUCCUGCCAAAUCCAUGGAGGGUGUAGAUGCCAUUUUCUUUGUUGUACCUGCAUUCGCGCAUCAGCAGUAUUUCGAAGCUAUAACCAAAUACAUCAAGCCGAAUACGAUAGUUAUCGGGAUGCCUGGUCAGGCUGGUUUUGAAUUUCAAGCAUUGAAACACUUAAAAGAUGCUGCUAAGCUGUGUGGUGUCAUUAGUCUUGAGUCACUGCCAUGGGCAUGCAGAAUAUUAGAGUUUGGCAGGCGGGUGCAGGUUUUAGGUUUCAAAGACGUUCUCGGCGCAUCAGUUAUUCCAGGGAAGGGUAAGUAUAAAGUAUCGCCUCUAGAGUUUGCUCAAAGGAUCAUGGGUGCAAAACCUGUGUUGAAAGCAACACAGAACUACAUAGCGGUUAAUUUAAUGGCAAAAUCGAUUGUCCAUCCGCCUGUUUUGUACGGAAAGUGGAGGAACUGGGACGGGAAUCCAUUACCCGAACCCCCGCUGUUCUACCAAGGUGUUGACGAUAUUCAAGCUGAUAUGCUCACCAAAGUUAGCAAUGAGGUCGUGGCAACCGCAAAGGAGAUUGAAAGACAAAAUAAUGAGCUGGAUAUGUCGGCAGUUAUUCAUGUUCUCAACUGGUACAGAUUAUACUACAGCGAGCAAAUUAGCGACGAUAGUUCCCUGCGCUCUUGCAUGGUAACAAACUCGGCGUACAACGGCCUUUUGCACCCAAUGAAGAAAGUAGAAGGCGGUUAUGUUCCGGACUUCAACUUCAGAUACACCGCUGAAGAUGUCCCUUUUGGGUUGGUUGUGAUGAAGGGUAUCGCUGAAUGCGUAGGAAUGAAAACACCAACCCUCGACGAAGUGAUAGUGUGGGCACAGGAGAAGCUCGGCAAGGAGUACGUUGUUGGCUCUCGCCUUAAAGGAAAAGACGUUGGUGAAACACGAGCUCCGCAGGCGUUUGGGUUCACAACUAUAAAUGACCUUUGCAGCGUGCUUUAAACAUGGAUUAUUCGUCAGUCAAAACAUAUGACCUACCUCAGCAACACGGGUGACUUUUAAAAUAUGUACUGCAUAUGGGUGUCAUACAAGUGGGAACAAUACAUAUCAUCUGACGCGCGAAGAACAACGAAUAUUCUGUCGAUGCUGUUUCUCAAUAUUUUCUAUUUAAUAAGUAUUAUGUGUUUGCAUAUGCAUGUUCAUGAUGCUUUUGCCAAUACACGC
Molecule: messenger RNA, 1565 nt
Organism: Mya arenaria
Lineage: Eukaryota; Metazoa; Mollusca; Bivalvia; Myida; Myidae
Product: opine dehydrogenase-like
Exons: 2
Coding region: 138-1343 (401 amino acids)
Molecular function (GO): oxidoreductase activity
Source: RefSeq, a predicted model, not a curated record